Molecule: messenger RNA, 2399 nt
Organism: Chanos chanos (milkfish)
Lineage: Eukaryota; Metazoa; Chordata; Actinopteri; Gonorynchiformes; Chanidae
Gene: zyg11l
Product: zyg-11 family member, cell cycle regulator, like
Exons: 15
Coding region: 139-2340 (733 amino acids)
Cellular component (GO): Cul2-RING ubiquitin ligase complex
Molecular function (GO): protein binding
Source: RefSeq, a predicted model, not a curated record
UUCAGAGUUUUACAAUGGUUACAGUACACACAAAGUUUUCUAAAGUUGAAGCGGCGACGUGUAUUUUUCGCUGACAUAGGAGGGGUGGUUGACUUGAGGUCAUUUCAGAAUUACUGGAUAUAUCUGAUAUCUGUAAUUAUGAAUGAGGAGAAUCCCCUGUCACUGGCUGACAUCUGCCAGGCUUGCAUCUGCCAUAACCUGGAACAGCUCUGUACCCGUCGAACUGAUGGCACCCUGCAUUUCCACCAAUCCCCUGUGUUUCCACAGGAGCUGUCUGACCAGCUGUUACACAAAAUGGCAGAUGAAGGGGUCCUAAAUGACAGCACCAUUGGAAUAUUUCGGUGUCUUGAACAUUUCCGGUUGCGCAGAGCUUGUAUCCAGUCUUCCUGUGUCUCGCCUGAAGGCUUCCGCCAGACACUCUGUCUCCAUCGGCUCCAGGAGCUGGACGUCUCCAGAGUCACAGGCCUGGCUGUCUCCGACGUUCUCUCCAGCCUGGCCAACAGCAAAGACUGCAGGCAAGGCCUUCAGCGACUGGUGCUUAGUGGUCUGAGCCUUCUCGGGGAGAAUGCGGAGAGCAGCCAGCUCCGCUUCAGCUUUCUCCGAGGUUUAAGAACCCUCUGCGUGGCUUGGACGGAGCUGGAUGAUGCCGGACUGGAGGACAUCUGCACACUCCCUUCCCUGGAGAACCUGGACAUCUCGGGCACUUCCAUAAGCGAUCUGACAUCCCUGCUCAACUGCCAGGCCAACCUGCGUUCCCUCACCGCUCAUGGACUGAGGAACCUGGAGAUGUCUGCCUCCAGGCUCCUCUCCGUUCUCAGUAAACUGGAGGCCCUGAGGCACCUGGACCUGUCCAAUGACAGGCUGGUGGCAGACGGGGACGGGAUGGUGCAGCAGCUUUUGGUGCAGCCAGGGGUCCUGCCUGCGCUGGUGUCCCUGGACGUGUCUGGGUGGAGGGGCGUCAGCGACGCUGCGGCACAGGCGUUUGUCGAGUCCAGGCAGGGAAUGAGGUUCAUUGGUCUGUUGGCCACAGGGGCUGGUGCCUCCGAAUUCUUCUCCAGAACAACCAGUGUUAAGGUGGCAGGCGAGGCAAACCUUGGCCAGAUCUGUGAGGCCCUGCAGAGGUACAGAGAGAGAGAGUGCUUCAUGCGCGAGGCUCUCAUCCACCUGUACAGUCUGACCAGUGACCUGGACGAACCUCAGCCUCAUGUCUUAAAGCUGGUUUCCAUGGCAAUGCAGAGUCACCCAGAGUCUCUGCACGUUCAGCUGGUGGCCACUGCCUGCGUCUUUAACCUGACCACUCAGGAUCUGGCCAUGGGUUUGCCCCUACGCCUGCUGGGAACUGUAGUUCAGCAGCUGCUGACAGCCAUGAGGAACUUCCCCAAUCAUGAGCAGUUACAGAAGAACUGUCUGCUUGCGCUCUGCAGCGAUCGUAUCCUGCAGGACGUGCCCUUUGACAGGUUUGAGGCAGCCAAGUUGGUGAUGACAUGGUUAAGUGUUCGGGAGAAUCAGACACUGCAGAGGAUGGCAGUGGCUAUCGUCUCCAUCCUGGUAUCUAAGCUCACUGUAGAGGAGACCACGCAGCUUGGGGCUGAGGUUUUCAUCAUGAAGCAACUGCUCAGUAUCGUCCAGCAGAAAGCCUCCCUGGGUGUGGUCGACCCCACACUGAAGUUUGCCCUCAGUGCCCUGUGGAAUCUGACGGACGAGACGCCCACUGCCUGUCACCACUUCAUGCAAUGCCAGGGUCUUGAGCUCUACAUGGAAGUACUGGAGUCUUACCACACUGAGUCCUCCAUCCAGCAGAAGGUUCUGGGCCUUUUGAAUAACGUAGCAGAGGUGGUGGAGCUGCGGCCGGAGCUGAUGGAUGAGGACCUGGUGGAGCAUGUGCUGAGUCUUUUGCAGGGGGCAGAGGUGGAAGUGGGCGUCAGCUACUUUGCGGGGGGGAUCCUUGCCCACCUCUGCUCCACAGGAGGACCUCCCUGGAGCCUGGAUGCAGAGCUGCACCAGGCAGUCCUGGACAAACUGCACUCUUCCAUCCUGACGUGGAGUCCUCCGGAGCGGGAGAUGGUGUCUUAUCGAACCUUCCAGCCCUUCUACCCUUUACUGCAGAGCUCCCAGCCCCCCGGAGUGCAGCUGUGGUCGGUGUGGGCCAUGCGACUCGUCUGCAGUCAGAGCGCCAAUCAGUACGGAGACAUGCUGGAGGAAGAGGGAGGUAUUGCCAUUCUCCAGGCUCUGGUUCUGGACUCCAGCACACACACUGACGUCCGCAGACUGGCGGAGGACAUUCUCGGGCUGCUAGAACAACGGCAGCACCACGGCAACCAAGGAGAGGAGGUUCAGUGAUUUGUACCCACUGGUUUCUGGCCUCAGUUGAACUCAAAGUCGUGGGUGUACAAGUGUGG